AUGCAGUUCGGUUGCAGCAUCUGUGGCAAAGUUGUCCGCUGUGUUGGAAGCGCAAAAGUGCGCUAUUUUGAAAUGAUAUUUGAUCAAAGGCUUUUAUCAGUUGAAUCGCCCUGUUUGAUCGGCAUGCUGGCUCGAUUUUCGGAUGAACUGCAAGAAUUCAGCGUAAAAGCUGGGACGUUGACAAAAUUACCGAAGCCUGUGCAACAGAUCAUCGGCAUGAUUUUUGAUGUUGAUUCGAUGAACAGUAUUUUGCGUGACUUUGAGAUCGAUACCGAAAAGAUGCCGCUUGGACGACUCUCGAAGCGCCACUUGCAGAACGCAUACAAAGUUCUGACAGAGCUGCAAAACGUGGGUGCUUUGAAACUUCUGACCGAAGCAGGUAAUGCCACGUAUGCGAAUUAUCUGGAUGCAACCAAUCGAUUCUUCACGCUUAUCCCACAUAACUUUGGCAUGAACAAACCUCCUCUUCUGAAUACUGCAAAACUUCUGAGCGUAAGUAUGAGAGAUUCUUUUAUGCUCCACUUUCGCCGAUUUUAG
Messenger RNA from Gongylonema pulchrum, 537 nucleotides. The record is from the annotation of a GenBank genome assembly. Lineage: Eukaryota; Metazoa; Nematoda; Chromadorea; Rhabditida; Gongylonematidae.